Chrysoperla carnea is the source of this 2058-nucleotide messenger RNA. Its product is annotated as organic cation transporter protein-like. Gene Ontology annotation, molecular function: transmembrane transporter activity. The coding region runs from base 290 to 1930 and encodes 546 amino acids. NCBI's taxonomy places the organism in Eukaryota, Metazoa, Arthropoda, Insecta, Neuroptera, Chrysopidae. The transcript has 8 exons. Gene Ontology annotation, biological process: transmembrane transport. The record is from RefSeq and is a predicted model, not a curated record. Gene Ontology annotation, cellular component: membrane.
UUUACAAUAAUCUAAAAGUGCAUGAACAGUUUUUGAAAAAACAUCUGUGGUGCUUGGAACGAUAAAAUACUUAACAUUAUGAAAGAACAACGAUAAAAAUACUUAAUUGUAGUCGACUGAUUGUUUGUAUGUUUUAAUUAAUACACAAUUUAAAAAAAAAUGUACACUUUUAAAUUGAGUCUAAUUUAAUCGCGGUUUUAUUUGUUAUAUUUGUGUGACAUAUGAAUUUUCUCUAAAAAAUUAUAAUUUAGAAAAUUCGAUUCAUUUGUUUUAUUCGGAUUCAAAAAUUAUGGCGCCAAAAAAUGAUAUCAAUUUAGAUAGUAUUUUACAUGAAUUGGGUGAAUUUGGAAAAUUUCAGCGGAUUAAUUUCUUUUUAAUAUGUAUACCGGUUACAUUGGCUGCUGUUUCAGCAUUUUCGUAUGCUUUUGCGGCUGGUCCAUCAGAUUACAGAUGUCGAAUACCUGAAUGUGAUAGUAACAACACAAAUGAAAUCGAAUACACUCCAUUAUGGAUCUCGAAUGCCGUGCCAGUAAAAAAUAAUAAACCAUCAUUUUGUAAGCGAUAUAAACCAAAUAUAAAUGAUACAGAAAAUGUAAUAUUGGAAAAUGAAUGUCCGUCGAUAUUAUUUACAAAGAAAGAAAUUACUUGUAAUACCAGCGAAUUAGUUUUCCCCAAUAAACAUACAACUAUUGCAAAUGAUUUCGAUAUAUAUUGUGAAGAAAAUCAAUGGCGUUUGACAAUUGUUGGGACAUUAAAUGGCUUUGGACAAUUUCUGUGUUUACCAUUUACUGGAAUGAUAUCUGAUCGAUAUGGCCGUAAAACAGUAUUGAUGGGGUCGAUUCUCUUAAGUACCAUUGUUGGAAUAGGUCGUUCAUUUUCAACCAACAUCAAUCAGUACAUGAUUUUGGAGAUAUUAGAUACGUCACUAGGAGCAGGAGCUUUUAGUACUGGAUUUAUUCUAGGCAUGGAAUUAGUUGGACCUUCCUACCGGGUGUUAGCAUGUGCGAUAUUAAGUAUAUGCUUUGCACUUGGUGAAAUUUUAUUAGGCGUUGCUGCCUGGUACAUAUAUUCAUGGCGAACAUUUUUACGUGUCGUGUAUGCACCUGGUUUUAUAUUAAUAUUUUAUUAUUGGUUGAUACCAGAAUCAUUACGAUGGUUGAUAUCAAAAAAUCGUAUAUCGAAAGUACAACAUGUUUUAAAGCGAAUGUCAAAAAUAAAUAAUAAACAUUUGAGUGAUAAAAGUCUGGAAGUACUCUUAAAUGCUGAAGAUAAAACAGAAGAAAGUGAACCAAUAAAAACAGUAAAUGUUUGGGCAGCAUUGAAAAAUAGAACACUACUUUUUCGAUUUAUAAAUUGUUCAGUCGCAUGGAUUGUCAGUAACUUAACUUAUUAUGGGUUAUCUCUGAAUUCGGUUGCUAUAUCGGGCAACAAAUAUAUUAAUUUCAUAAGUGUAGCUGCAGCAGAGAUUCCUGCAUAUAUUUUGACAACAGCAUUGUUAGAUCGACUUGGACGACGAAUAACUUUAUGUGGGUCAUUCUUUAUUGCUGGCGUGGCGUGUUUAUCAUUUGUCGUUAUUCCAAAAGGUGGAUACUUACAAAUAAUUUUUAUUAUUAUUGGAAAAUGCGCAGCAACUACAGCGUUUACCGCAGUGUAUAUUUUUACAACAGAAUUGUUCCCAACGUGUGUGCGCCAUUCUGUUUUAGGCUAUUGUUCCAUGUUAAGUAAAUUUGCUGGUACAUUAGCACCACAUACUCCAUUACUCGCAUUAAUUUGGGGUCCGAUGCCAUUAGUAAUAUUUGGUUCAAUUGGAUUAAUAGCUGGUUUUUCGGCAUUAUUUUUCCCAGAAACUUUAAAUACAAAAUUACCAAAUACAAUUGAAGAAUCAGUGAAUUUAAGUAAAAGACGACGAAGGCAACAAGCGACAGGUUAAAUACUUGACAAUGAGAAAACUCAGCACAAAUAUAAUUAUAUAAAACUGUGAUUACUUAUACAUACAAUCUAAUGUUAAUAAUUCGUACAUAAACAUAUUAUUUGAACAAUAAAAUUCAUUCGUUUUUA